ACAACAACAAUAACACCAGAGCCUCCAUGUUCAGGGAGAUGGUCAGAAUGGAUGAACACGAUGAAACCAACUUCUGUAAAUGAUGGGGAUUUUGAGUCAGUAAACAACUCCACAUGUACUAAUGGAAUUGAAAACAUUCAGUGCCAAUCUACUACAACUGGUUCUGCUGUGCAAAAAGUGACAUGUGACAAAGACAAAGGGUUAAUUUGUUAUAAUAGAGAGCAAAAUAAUAAUCAGUGUAAUGAUUAUAAGAUAAGAAUUUGUUGUGCUGCCAUUACUCCUUCAACAACUACGACAACUGGACCUGAAACCACAACACCACCACCACCAACAACAACAGCAACGACAACAACAACAACAUCAAUAACAACGGAAACCACAAUACGAACACCACCACCAACAACAACAACAAUAACACCAGAGCCUCCAUGUUCAGGGAGAUGGUCAGAAUGGAUGAACACGAUGAAACCAACUUCUGUAAAUGAUGGGGAUUUUGAGUCAGUAAACAACUCCACAUGUACUAAUGGAAUUGAAAACAUUCAGUGCCAAUCUACUACAACUGGUUCUGCUGUGCAAAAAGUGACAUGUGACAAAGACAAAGGGUUAAUUUGUUAUAAUAGAGAGCAAAAUAAUAAUCAGUGUAAUGAUUAUAAGAUAAGAAUUUGUUGUGCUGCCAUUACUCCUUCAACAACUACGACAACUGGACCUGAAACCACAACACCACAUGAAACCACAACACCACAUGAAACCACAACACCACCACCACCAACAACAACAGCAACAACAACAACAACAUCAAUAACAACGGAAACCACAAUACGAACACCACCACCACCACCACCACCAACAACAACAAUAACACCAGAGCCUCCAUGUUCAGGGAGAUGGUCAGAAUGGAUGAACACGAUGAAACCAACUUCUGUAAAUGAUGGGGAUUUUGAGUCAGUAAACAACUCCACAUGUACUAAUGGAAUUGAAAACAUUCAGUGCCAAUCUACUACAACUGGUUCUGCUGUGCAAAAAGUGACAUGUGACAAAGACAAAGGGUUAAUUUGUUAUAAUAGAGAGCAAAAUAAUAAUCAGUGUAAUGAUUAUAAGAUAAGAAUUUGUUGUGCUGCCAUUACUCCUUCAACAACUACGACAACUGGACCUGAAACCACAACACCACAUGAAACCACAACACCACAUGAAACCACAACACCACCACCACCAACAACAACAGCAACAACAACAACAACAUCAAUAACAACGGAAACCACAAUACGAACACCACCACCACCACCACCACCAACAACAACAAUAACACCAGAGCCUCCAUGUUCAGGGAGAUGGUCAGAAUGGAUGAACACGAUGAAACCAACUUCUGUAAAUGAUGGGGAUUUUGAGUCAGUAAACAACUCCACAUGUACUAAUGGAAUUGAAAACAUUCAGUGCCAAUCUACUACAACUGGUUCUGCUGUGCAAAAAGUGACAUGUGACAAAGACAAAGGGUUAAUUUGUUAUAAUAGAGAGCAAAAUAAUAAUCAGUGUAAUGAUUAUAAGAUAAGAAUUUGUUGUGCUGCCAUUACUCCUUCAACAACUACGACAACUGGACCUGAAACCACAACACCACAUGAAACCACAACACCACAUGAAACCACAACACCACCACCACCAACAACAACAGCAACAACAACAACAACAUCAAUAACAACGGAAACCACAAUACGAACACCACCACCACCACCACCACCAACAACAACAAUAACACCAGAGCCUCCAUGUUCAGGGAGAUGGUCAGAAUGGAUGAACACGAUGAAACCAACUUCUGUAAAUGAUGGGGAUUUUGAGUCAGUAAACAACUCCACAUGUACUAAUGGAAUUGAAAACAUUCAGUGCCAAUCUACUACAACUGGUUCUGCUGUGCAAAAAGUGACAUGUGACAAAGACAAAGGGUUAAUUUGUUAUAAUAGAGAGCAAAAUAAUAAUCAGUGUAAUGAUUAUAAGAUAAGAAUUUGUUGUGCUGCCAUUACUCCUUCAACAACUACGACAACUGGACCUGAAACCACAACACCACAUGAAACCACAACACCACCACCACCAACAACAACAGCAACGACAACAACAACAACAUCAAUAACAACGGAAACCACAAUACGAACACCACCACCAACAACAACAACAAUAACACCAGAGCCUCCAUGUUCAGGGAGAUGGUCAGAAUGGAUGAACACGAUGAAACCAACUUCUGUAAAUGAUGGGGAUUUUGAGUCAGUAAACAACUCCACAUGUACUAAUGGAAUUGAAAACAUUCAGUGCCAAUCUACUACAACUGGUUCUGCUGUGCAAAAAGUGACAUGUGACAAAGACAAAGGGUUAAUUUGUUAUAAUAGAGAGCAAAAUAAUAAUCAGUGUAAUGAUUAUAAGAUAAGAAUUUGUUGUGCUGCCAUUACUCCUUCAACAACUACGACAACUGGACCUGAAACCACAACACCACAUGAAACCACAACACCACCACCACCAACAACAACAGCAACGACAACAACAACAACAUCAAUAACAACGGAAACCACAAUACGAACACCACCACCAACAACAACAACAAUAACACCAGAGCCUCCAUGUUCAGGGAGAUGGUCAGAAUGGAUGAACACGAUGAAACCAACUUCUGUAAAUGAUGGGGAUUUUGAGUCAGUAAACAACUCCACAUGUACUAAUGGAAUUGAAAACAUUCAGUGCCAAUCUACUACAACUGGUUCUGCUGUGCAAAAAGUGACAUGUGACAAAGACAAAGGGUUAAUUUGUUAUAAUAGAGAGCAAAAUAAUAAUCAGUGUAAUGAUUAUAAGAUAAGAAUUUGUUGUGCUGCCAUUACUCCUUCAACAACUACGACAACUGGACCUGAAACCACAACACCACAUGAAACCACAACACCACCACCACCAACAACAACAGCAACGACAACAACAACAACAUCAAUAACAACGGAAACCACAAUACGAACACCACCACCAACAACAACAACAAUAACACCAGAGCCUCCAUGUUCAGGGAGAUGGUCAGAAUGGAUGAACACGAUGAAACCAACUUCUGUAAAUGAUGGGGAUUUUGAGUCAGUAAACAACUCCACAUGUACUAAUGGAAUUGAAAACAUUCAGUGCCAAUCUACUACAACUGGUUCUGCUGUGCAAAAAGUGACAUGUGACAAAGACAAAGGGUUAAUUUGUUAUAAUAGAGAGCAAAAUAAUAAUCAGUGUAAUGAUUAUAAGAUAAGAAUUUGUUGUGCUGCCAUUACUCCUUCAACAACUACGACAACUGGACCUGAAACCACAACACCACAUGAAACCACAACACCACAUGAAACCACAACACCACCACCACCAACAACAACAGCAACAACAACAACAACAUCAAUAACAACGGAAACCACAAUACGAACACCACCACCACCACCACCACCAACAACAACAAUAACACCAGAGCCUCCAUGUUCAGGGAGAUGGUCAGAAUGGAUGAACACGAUGAAACCAACUUCUGUAAAUGAUGGGGAUUUUGAGUCAGUAAACAACUCCACAUGUACUAAUGGAAUUGAAAACAUUCAGUGCCAAUCUACUACAACUGGUUCUGCUGUGCAAAAAGUGACAUGUGACAAAGACAAAGGGUUAAUUUGUUAUAAUAGAGAGCAAAAUAAUAAUCAGUGUAAUGAUUAUAAGAUAAGAAUUUGUUGUGCUGCCAUUACUCCUUCAACAACUACGACAACUGGACCUGAAACCACAACACCACAUGAAACCACAACACCACCACCACCAACAACAACAGCAACGACAACAACAACAACAUCAAUAACAACGGAAACCACAAUACGAACACCACCACCAACAACAACAACAAUAACACCAGAGCCUCCAUGUUCAGGGAGAUGGUCAGAAUGGAUGAACACGAUGAAACCAACUUCUGUAAAUGAUGGGGAUUUUGAGUCAGUAAACAACUCCACAUGUACUAAUGGAAUUGAAAACAUUCAGUGCCAAUCUACUACAACUGGUUCUGCUGUGCAAAAAGUGACAUGUGACAAAGACAAAGGGUUAAUUUGUUAUAAUAGAGAGCAAAAUAAUAAUCAGUGUAAUGAUUAUAAGAUAAGAAUUUGUUGUGCUGCCAUUACUCCUUCAACAACUACGACAACUGGACCUGAAACCACAACACCACAUGAAACCACAACACCACCACCACCAACAACAACAGCAACGACAACAACAACAACAUCAAUAACAACGGAAACCACAAUACGAACACCACCACCAACAACAACAACAAUAACACCAGAGCCUCCAUGUUCAGGGAGAUGGUCAGAAUGGAUGAACACGAUGAAACCAACUUCUGUAAAUGAUGGGGAUUUUGAGUCAGUAAACAACUCCACAUGUACUAAUGGAAUUGAAAACAUUCAGUGCCAAUCUACUACAACUGGUUCUGCUGUGCAAAAAGUGACAUGUGACAAAGACAAAGGGUUAAUUUGUUAUAAUAGAGAGCAAAAUAAUAAUCAGUGUAAUGAUUAUAAGAUAAGAAUUUGUUGUGCUGCCAUUACUCCUUCAACAACUACGACAACUGGACCUGAAACCACAACACCACAUGAAACCACAACACCACCACCACCAACAACAACAGCAACGACAACAACAACAACAUCAAUAACAACGGAAACCACAAUACGAACACCACCACCAACAACAACAACAAUAACACCAGAGCCUCCAUGUUCAGGGAGAUGGUCAGAAUGGAUGAACACGAUGAAACCAACUUCUGUAAAUGAUGGGGAUUUUGAGUCAGUAAACAACUCCACAUGUACUAAUGGAAUUGAAAACAUUCAGUGCCAAUCUACUACAACUGGUUCUGCUGUGCAAAAAGUGACAUGUGACAAAGACAAAGGGUUAAUUUGUUAUAAUAGAGAGCAAAAUAAUAAUCAGUGUAAUGAUUAUAAGAUAAGAAUUUGUUGUGCUGCCAUUACUCCUUCAACAACUACGACAACUGGACCUGAAACCACAACACCACAUGAAACCACAACACCACAUGAAACCACAACACCACCACCACCAACAACAACAGCAACAACAACAACAACAUCAAUAACAACGGAAACCACAAUACGAACACCACCACCACCACCACCACCAACAACAACAAUAACACCAGAGCCUCCAUGUUCAGGGAGAUGGUCAGAAUGGAUGAACACGAUGAAACCAACUUCUGUAAAUGAUGGGGAUUUUGAGUCAGUAAACAACUCCACAUGUACUAAUGGAAUUGAAAACAUUCAGUGCCAAUCUACUACAACUGGUUCUGCUGUGCAAAAAGUGACAUGUGACAAAGACAAAGGGUUAAUUUGUUAUAAUAGAGAGCAAAAUAAUAAUCAGUGUAAUGAUUAUAAGAUAAGAAUUUGUUGUGCUGCCAUUACUCCUUCAACAACUACGACAACUGGACCUGAAAUCACAACACCAUAUGAAACCACAACACCGCCACCACCAACAACAACAGCAACGACAACAACAACAACAUCAAUAACAACGGAAACCACAAUACGAACACCACCACCAACAACAACAACAAUAACACCAGCGUCAACAACAACAUCAACAAUACCUCCUCCUACACCCUGUUAUUGCAUCGCCCCCAGUGGAAUUACAUAUAAGUGCGGUGACAACUGGUCUGUGCCUUGUUUCAACUAUACAUGCACAAAUAAUCACAUUAUUGAAAGUCAUGAAUGCCUGAUACAGUCCAAACCUACGUGUCAGAAUGAUGUAGUGCCUAGACUGGUCGAGGAUGGUUGUUGUAAAAAAUGGGACUGUGACUGUCAAUGUGAAGUAUAUGGAGAUCCUCAUUAUAAAACCUUUAGUGGGACAGCGUAUACCUUCUUGGAGAACUGCACCUAUACCCUUGUUGAAGAAAAGGCUCCAAUACAUAAUUUUUCAGUUGCAGUUGACAAUUAUAAUUGUAUUCCGGGUUACAAAGCAUCUUGUGCCAGAGGCCUUAUAUUAAAAUAUAAAAGCAAUAUUGUGACACUCAGCAUAGUGAAUUAUAAAAUUGUGUCUAAGUUCAACAAUAUGCAGGUGAAUUUUCCCUAUGAAAAUGAUGGAAUUCAGCUGGAGUCAACAGGGACUUUAGUAAAAGUCUUUAUUCCUGCAAUUCAAACUAGGGUAUCCCUAGCGAGUUACAAUGAAAUCAAUAUCAGAGUGCCAAGGAGUAUUUUUGAGAACAAUACACAAGGACAGUGUGGUGUGUGCGGUGGAGCAUCCUGUAUCCGUAAAGAUGGGAGGAAUGAAAUUGAUUCCUGCUGUGACAAGACUGCCUCUGACUGGAUAUACGACGAUGCCAGUAAACCAUACUGCAAGUCAGCCCCCAAAAACGUGCCUUGCAGUGAACCCCCUCCCACUCCACCCCCAUGCUCUUCAAAACCAACGAAAAAUAAUACCAUUUUAUGUUGGCUACUCAGCAGUAGUAUUUUUGCCGAAUGUCGAAAACAAGUAAGUCUUUCAGACUAUGAAGCGGCCUGCCAAUAUGAUCACUGCAUGUUAAACAAUACAAAACUGGACUGUUCAAGUAUAGCACGAGCUGCAGAGCGUUGUAUGGAAAAUAAUAUCUGUGUGGAAUGGACUAAACAUACAAAUGGGAUAUGUGAUCAAAACUGCUCCGAGGGAUUGGUUUAUGGUGCAUGUCGCAAAGGGAUGGAUGAUUACUGCCAGGCAGGAGAGCGUAAAUCUGGACACGACUUGGGAGAAAUGACAUCUGGAUGCUUCUGCCCUGAUGGUCUAAUUCGUGCUGAUAAAAACAGUGCUAAAUGUAUUCGAAACUGCACCUACUGCAAAGGACCAAAUGGAGAGCACAGAGAGAUUGGAGAGACAUGGAAAUACAAUUGCAAAAAUUGCACAUGUAGCAAAAGCACACUGAUGGAAGAAUGUGUUGGUGAGGAGCGUGUAACACCAUCCUGUGAGGAUUAUCAAACUCUGGUAGUCAACAAUGCAACUGAUUCCUGUGAAAUUCCACAUUGUGUCAAUAUAACCUGUGAGCAUGGAGGGCAAACAUAUCAGAUUGGAGAUCAAUGGCGUGAUGCAAAACAGCCAUGCCAUUCUUACAGCUGUGUCAAGAGUGGCAUUAACGAGAAGAUUCAAGUGUGCCCUGCACAAAACUGCCUUGACAGCCAUAAAGUUUGGGACGACAACAAGUGCUGCUACACAUGUAAAGAAUCAUGUGUACCAAAGACCUCUAAUAAAACUAUACAGAUCGAAGAUUGUUCAGCAGUUGUGACAGUGACCGAAUGUGAAGGCCAAUGCCAAUCUGGAUCAAGCUUCUUUUUAAACACGGAUUCCAGUUCCGGAUCUAUGAUGACAAUUUGCAAGUGUUGCCAGCCAAAGACUGAAGAAAAAAGAAUUGCAACUUUGGCCUGCUCUGGAUCUAAUACCAGGCGUUUUGAGUACACUUAUGUAACAGGCUGUAACUGUGAGGACUGUCCUGGGAAAUAAUUUCCAAUUCAAAACAUUUCUCUUAUUGUAUUUCCAGUAACAAGCUGAUGAAGUUAAAUUACAAUGAAACUCUUUCUGGUGAUGGUAUUAUUAGGGCACCUCUGUUUACUUUAAACUAUUGAAAUCAAUAAAACUUCUUGC
Molecule: messenger RNA, 7623 nt
Organism: Acipenser ruthenus (sterlet)
Lineage: Eukaryota; Metazoa; Chordata; Actinopteri; Acipenseriformes; Acipenseridae
Product: mucin-2
Exons: 28
Coding region: 52-7482 (2476 amino acids)
Biological process (GO): actin filament polymerization
Cellular component (GO): actin filament; cytoplasm
Molecular function (GO): microtubule binding; actin binding
Source: RefSeq, a predicted model, not a curated record